UAGCACUGACUGGACACACCGGACAUGAGAUGCAUGGUGCUGACCAUGGAGAAAUCACUGUGCUGGGCAGCGGGACAGUCCAGGCAGGGACGCCCGCGGUGAGCGCCCUGCCCAAACGCAUCUUACGAAGACGCAAGAGAGAGUGGGUGAUGCCGCCGAUAUCCGUCCCCGAGAACGGCAAGGGUCCUUUCCCUCAGAGGCUGAAUCAGCUCAAAUCUAAUAAGGACAGAGGCACCAAGAUUUUCUACAGCAUCACUGGGCCUGGAGCAGACAGUCCGCCCGAGGGCGUCUUCACCAUAGAGAAGGAGACAGGCUGGUUGCUGUUGAAUAUGCCACUGGACAGGGAGAAGAUUGUCAAGUAUGAGCUUUUUGGCCAUGCCGUGUCUGAGAACGGGGCCUCUGUGGAAGAGCCCAUGAACAUCUCCAUCAUCGUGACAGACCAGAAUGACAACAAGCCCAAGUUCACUCAGGAGACCUUCAGAGGGAGGGUCCUUGAGGGAGCAACACCGGGCACCUCUGUGAUGCGUGACAUCCACACUUACAAUGGGGUGAUAGCGUACUUCAUCCAUAACCAAGAACCAAAGGAGCCACAUGACGUCAUGUUCACCAUCCACAAAAGCACUGGGGCCAUUAGUGUUAUCUCCAGUGGCCUGGACCGGGAGAAAGUCCCCGAGUACAAACUGACCAUCCAGGCCACAGACAUGGAUGGAGAGGGCUCUACCACCACAGCGGUGGCCAUUGUGGAAAUCCUUGAUGUCAACGACAAUGCCCCCGAGUUUGAGCCACAAAAGUAUGAGGCCUGGGUGCCAGAGAACGCAGUAGGCCAUGAGGUGCAGAGUCUAACAGUGACUGAUCUGGAUGUCCCCGACUCACCGGCAUGGCGUGCCGCCUACCGAAUCGUGGGAGAUGAUAAUAGGGACCAUUUCACGGUCACCACUCACCCAGAGACCAACCAAGGCAUCCUGACAACCAAGAAGGGCUUGGAUUUUGAGGCUCAGAACCAACACACCCUGUACAUAGAAGUGACCAACGAGGCUCCCUUUGUGGUGAAGCUCCCGACAGCCACUGCCACCGUAGUGGUCCACGUGGAAGAUGUCAAUGAGGCCCCUGUGUUUGUCCCACCUUCCAAAGUGGUUGAGGUCCAGGAGGGCAUCUCUGUUGGGGAACUGGUCUGCUUCUAUACUGCCCAGGACCCAGACAAGGAGGACCAGAAGAUCAGCUACCACAUCUUGAGAGACCCAGCUGGCUGGCUAGCCAUGGACCCAGACAGCGGUCAAGUCACGGCUGCAGGCAUCUUAGAUCGUGAGGAUGAACGGUUUGUGAGGAACAACAUCUAUGAAGCCAUGGUUUUGGCCACAGACAAUGGGAGCCCUCCCACCACGGGCACUGGAACCCUCCUGCUAACACUCACCGACAUCAACGACCAUGGCCCACUCCCAGAACCCCGCCAGAUCACCAUCUGUAACCAAAGCCCUGUGCCUCAAGUGCUGAACAUCACGGACAAGGACUUGUCUCCCAACUCCUCCCCUUUCCAGGCCCAGCUAACACAUGAUUCGGACAUCUAUUGGGCAGCAGAAGUCAGCGAGAAAGGAGACACCGUGGCCUUGUCGCUGAAGAAGUUCCUGAAGCAAGACACAUAUGAUUUGCACCUUUCUCUGUCUGAUCAAGGCAACAGGGAACAGCUAACCAUGAUCAGGGCCAAAGUGUGUGACUGCUAUGGCCAUGUGGUGACCUGCCCCGAGCCCUGGAAGGGUGGUUUCGUCCUCCCCAUCCUGGGUGCUGUCCUGGCUCUGCUGAGUGAGUACCAUAAGCUUCCAUGUGCAACUAGGUACUUAAGAGAAUUUAUUUUUCUCAGAAUUUCUGAAACUAAUAUUUCUCAUUCAUUUCUUUAUUUCUUUGGUUUUAUGCUUAUUGAAUGUUUUUGCCUGAAUGUGUGAGUACCUCAUUUGUGC
Myodes glareolus (Bank vole) is the source of this 1952-nucleotide messenger RNA. The record is from RefSeq and is a predicted model, not a curated record. Lineage: Eukaryota; Metazoa; Chordata; Mammalia; Rodentia; Cricetidae.